UACAUCUGUCCCUCUCCCAGCGCUGGCCCUAAAAUGAUCUCUGUUUCCCUCUCCCUCUCAUCGGCUCUCCUCUUCAUCUGUCCCUCUCCCAACGCUGGCCCUACAGAUCUCUCCCACCUCUCUCUUCCUGUCAAUCUCUUCACGAACAUUGAGGUACGAAUUUUCCAAGUGGGUCUCGUUUGGAUUGUGCUUCUAUUCUUUGGAGUAAUUAUUGCAAACCAAUUCAACAAUGCAUUUAACUGCACCCUUCAGCAUGUGAAAUUCCGAGUAGGCAAAGCCACAAGUCAUUCUUUGGAAGUUUAUGCCCCCUCUCGUCCAACAUUCAGAAGCAAGAAUCAGAAAUCGAGGCUACCUAGGCAAUUCUCUGUUAAUGAUGGUAGAUUAUCAAGUUAAGUGAAGCAUUAGUUUAUCCUUAAGCAUGGAAGUGAAAGAAAUGCCAUCAAUGCUUUUGAAUGAACCGAGGGAUUUCACAUUUACUCUUGCUACCUCCUCACAGGCCCAUAUGCAAAAAAGAAAAGAAAAGAAAAAAAAAAAGGGGCCUGCAAUAGUCAGGCAGACCCGUAGAUCUUCCAGGCUUAGUUGAGAUUCCUUUUUUCAAUA
This is a messenger RNA of Magnolia sinica, 600 nucleotides long. RefSeq lists its product as uncharacterized. The coding region runs from base 34 to 393 and encodes 119 amino acids. The transcript has 3 exons. Lineage: Eukaryota; Viridiplantae; Streptophyta; Magnoliopsida; Magnoliales; Magnoliaceae. The record is from RefSeq and is a predicted model, not a curated record.